Molecule: messenger RNA, 549 nt
Organism: Linum trigynum
Lineage: Eukaryota; Viridiplantae; Streptophyta; Magnoliopsida; Malpighiales; Linaceae
Source: the annotation of a GenBank genome assembly
AGCCAUCCGAACUUAUCAACAACAAAAACAGCAGCCAUCCAAACCCAAAAAGCGAAAGAUAUUCAGAGAAUGAAUCCUUGGACCAAGCUUAUGAUGAUGGUGUUCAACAGCAUGGCCGUUUCUUGUCUGGUUUUGAUGAUCUGCCACUGCGCUACUGGGAGCAAUGCAGCAGCUAUCUCGUGCGACGACGUGACGCACAGUGCGAAGCCAUGCCUGGAUUACGCGAGAGGCAACGGCGACGAGAAGACUGUCCCGCCCAAGUGCUGCAACGGGAUGCGAACCCUUUCCGACAAAGCAAAGACGGCUGAGGAUAAGGAGGUAGCCUGCAAGUGCCUGAAGAAGAUUUUCAAGACGCCUAUGCUGAACUUGGUGGAGAGCCGGUUGAACGUGAUUCCUGAAAACUGCAGAGUCAACGUUCCUUUCAAGCUCUCCAAGAAUCUUCAGUGUAAAGAGUACGUAAACUAGUUGAGUUCAUUAUAUUGCUUUUUUUUUUGGGUUAACUCGAUCGUUACUAUUAUAGACUUCACCUAAUCAAUUAAUUGCAUUUAU